GAAUUCCAUCACGGGAUUGAUCACUGGAGCUUAUAUAAAGUGCCACGGCAUCACUUCCAUCUCCAAGGAUCUCAACAAUCAUUUUCUCCAUCUUCUUUUACCAUGACGUGCGAGGUGAAUGCUUGUGGCUCCGGGACAGCGAUCGGCGAGGAGGAGGUGGGGCUGAGAAAAGGGCCGUGGAGUGUGGAAGAGGACUUGCUGCUGAUGAAUUACAUUGCUGAUCAUGGAGAAGGCCAAUGGAAUUCAUUGGCCCGUUGCGCAGGGCUGAAAAGAACAGGGAAGAGCUGCCGGCUCCGGUGGCUUAACUAUCUCCGCCCGGACGUCCGGCGUGGUAACAUCACUCCGGAAGAGCAACUCCUCAUCCUCGAACUUCACUCUUGUUGGGGAAACCGGUGGUCGAAGAUAGCGCAGUAUUUACCAGGGAGAACAGACAACGAGAUCAAGAACUACUGGAGGACGAGAGUGCAGAAGCACGCAAAGCAGCUCCGGUGCGACGUCAACAGCAAGCAGUUCGAGGACGUGAUACGUCAGCUGUGGAUGCCCCGGCUGGCCGAGAAAAUCCGGGCGGCGACCUAUUCCUCUGCGCUGGCAAACGCCACCUCCCCGACGGCUCAAGAAUCUCCGGCAGAGGGAAAUUUAGAGCCGGGUCAAGCAACGACUCGGCCGCAGGACUCCAACAGCUCUAAGGACUCGUCGGCUUCCUUGAAUAACUGCACGACGGCGGAGUGGAGCGACGGCUGGGCAGAAUCGCUUCUAAGUGGUGGAGCUUAUGAGGAAUCGACGAUGGCGGACAUGGAGCAGAGCUUAUGGAGCGUGGAGGACAUUUGGUUGCUGCAAGAGCUUUGUUAAAUUAUGGGAAGGAAUUAAAGGAAAGAAUUGCAUAGGAAAGUUUACGAUUUGGUUCUUGAAAUCAAUCUAUGGGUGUCAUUUUGUCUUCGAUUUUUUCCUCUAGAAGGGUGGCAUUGAUUACGACUUAGGAGGCAUUAUUGAACCUCUAACAGGGGAGUUCCAUAAACAAAGACUAAUUGAAAUAGAGACCACUGCUCCUUCCUUGGGAGCCACCUAGUAGUUGCCUCGUCUGUCUGUCA
Molecule: messenger RNA, 1088 nt
Organism: Zingiber officinale
Lineage: Eukaryota; Viridiplantae; Streptophyta; Magnoliopsida; Zingiberales; Zingiberaceae
Product: transcription factor MYB78-like
Exons: 3
Coding region: 103-849 (248 amino acids)
Biological process (GO): regulation of DNA-templated transcription
Cellular component (GO): nucleus
Molecular function (GO): DNA-binding transcription factor activity; sequence-specific DNA binding
Source: RefSeq, a predicted model, not a curated record